Aspergillus alliaceus is the source of this 1719-nucleotide messenger RNA. RefSeq lists its product as uncharacterized. The transcript has 2 exons. Lineage: Eukaryota; Fungi; Ascomycota; Eurotiomycetes; Eurotiales; Aspergillaceae. The record is from RefSeq and is a predicted model, not a curated record. Gene Ontology annotation, molecular function: iron ion binding; oxidoreductase activity, acting on paired donors, with incorporation or reduction of molecular oxygen; monooxygenase activity. Bases 316 to 1587 code for a protein of 423 amino acids.
CAAUCGGUUCCUCUGCAUCGGCUCCCUAUUGCGAAGAAGACCAACCUAGGACUGUUACCCAAAGCGUCUUUGUAACAUGAUCUACUGCAGUGUCUCUCAGUCACAUCGGUUGGUAUAGCUCAAACCAUGGUAGACAAAUCCAGCUGAGAAGGUGACGCCACGCCAGCACCAAUUGAUCAGGAACCCUGCUGUCUAAUCACGGGAGAUUCAGUGAGUCGUAUAGAGAGGAUUAGCCUUGCUUAUAUAUAGACAUUACGUUCGCCUGUCACUAGACCACCAUAGGCCAAUGCGCUCCCAGUUGCAGCUUCUGUGGAAAUGUAUGAGAGUUACUUGUUGGUCCCUUUAUUAGGGCUCACGUUCAGCUUCCUAUGGACUUUUGUCAACAGAAGAAAAAAUAGAGCUAUGACAGUCGAGAAAUUGAUCAGCAGUGAUCAUAAUCUGGAAGAGACGCUCAAUGCUCUACAGGAAUCGACUAUUGCUAUCCGAGCUUCUAAGACUGGAGCAGCUACCCUGAAGAAUCUCUGGCGUUUAAAUAAUCCUUUCGUUUCGGAUUCAGCAGAACUGCAGCAAUCCUAUCGAAGGGCACUAUUGAAGACUUUUAGUAGGACAAACGGCGAGACCUGGGCGGCUAUUGCGCGCUCUGUUUCUGCAUCUCUUGAUCCCCUUCUUCAUCAUAAAUGCGGCGCCGAUGGAAGCUAUACGAUAACGGCCAACAUCAGAGAUGUCAGCCGACAUGUCACACUUGUAGCCGUCCUCAAGGGUCUCUUCGACAUUGACAAUGUACCCAUAGAGACGCUAACUUAUAUUGGCUCCGAAAUUCAUCGACUCACAGUUGGAAAGAAGCAAUACGACGCGGGUGCUACGAAACCUGAUUAUCUUCCGCAAGACCUCCAGCGUUCUGCCGAUCGCUUAAUUGAUAUCCUGCGAGAUACCUUCGCUGAAGCAAAAGAGUCGAAUGAAUUGGCCCGGACAGUUCUGUGCUCAGUCUCUGGUACUCCGGAUAACUUCAAUCCUCUCAACCUGGUCAUCCCUGCCUUUGAGGCACCCUGGCGCGGAGUUUACUACACACUUUUGGCAGUGCUACAGCAAGGCCCUCAUAGGCCUGAGGAUGUGCUAACUCUUCGUGACUGUCCUGCUCACCAACAGCCUCCACCUGCGGCAGUUGCCAUUGCGCAUGAGUCCCUUCGCCUCUACCCACCUAUACGCCGUGUGCGUCGGGAACAGCGAGUAGAUAUCGAAGCUAUACAGAGGGAUACCAGAUACUGGGGCCCCACGGCAGCCAUGUUUGAUCCAUCACGAUUCUUAGAUAAGAAUGGGGAGUUCGACGCUUCAUUGACCGGUCCAGGCUCGGCGUGGAUGCCAUUUGCAGUAGGGUCGAUGAAGUGCCCAUCAGCUGGAGGCUACUCAACACGUAUGAUGAUAAUCCUCGCUAGCGAGGUUCUGCGGCGACUCUUUCCAAACAAUACUAUACCUCAGUGGUACGUCGAUGGACCGGAAUGGGACUCAUCGGCAAAGCAAGGUCAUACGUUGCGAGCUGGCAGGGACGAGUAUGCUAGUGUAUAUGUUGUUGCUUCUAAGUCAGGGUGAAGAUUGGCUACUCUGAAAACCUCGGGCUUGUGUAUGAUCUAUCAAUCUGCUUGUCGAAUUUUAAUCUAGCCUUCCAAAUAAGGAAAAGAUAAUAACAAGAAGGGUCCCUGAUCAUAUCAAGCACGACCAAGA